Messenger RNA from Mesocricetus auratus (golden hamster), 5872 nucleotides. It is a transcript of the gene Lrrc55, whose product is annotated as leucine rich repeat containing 55. The coding region runs from base 1120 to 2055 and encodes 311 amino acids. The transcript is spliced from 3 exons. NCBI's taxonomy places the organism in Eukaryota, Metazoa, Chordata, Mammalia, Rodentia, Cricetidae. The record is from RefSeq and is a predicted model, not a curated record. Gene Ontology annotation, cellular component: voltage-gated potassium channel complex. Gene Ontology annotation, molecular function: transmembrane transporter binding; voltage-gated potassium channel activity; potassium channel activator activity.
GAGGAUCUGGCUCUGGCCACACACCGAGGCAGCCUCAGCACCAGCUGAGUUUCCCAAGAGACAUUCAGAUUCUGUGAACUUUCUAAGCAUCCUCUCUCAGAUUUCCCUUCAGCAUAAAAGAAGGGACACAGGGACCACAGGACAGGAAAACGCAGAAGGCGCCGUGGAAGAGGAGAGUCGGGGGAGGGGAAGAGCCGAGUAGGCAAUCUGUUCUGUUCGGAAGCUAGCAAGCAAAGGAGCGGGGAUUCCAGGAUGAGGGAGGCAGAGCCGUUUGUCUGCUGCAGAUUGAUGUCUGUGUCCUUGGAACAGAAGUGAAUUCUGCAUCUGCCUGCUGAGUGUACAGCUAUGUGACAGAUUGAAGACACAAAUAAUGCUUUCCUAACUGACCCCUACCUAUGCCUCUAGAACUCAUGGCUUUUUCCAGAUUCAGUGGCCCAGACAAUGGGUGUCACUUGGGACUCACCCCUCCCUAGCCAGCAAAGAGCACCCCUUGAGAUUUCAGAGGCCAAUGAGACUAAAGAGCCAGGCUUUCAGGAGGCCAUGGGAACAUACUUCUCCAGGACCCCUUCCUAAAUCCCUGGCCCCAGGUCUUUUGUGAACUCAUGCCCACUGGACCACCUCUGAGACCUUGAAUGCUGGAGAUCCAGGUGCAAGUAUGACUUCUUAAUGAGUCCCAGACCUGGGACAGAGCUUAAGUUUCUUAGAAGAAGUGCCAGGACCUUUAAAGGCCACCUUUCAUCUCUCUCACAUCAUCCCUCCCACCUCUCAGACUCAGCUCCAAGAGGAAGCACCCAGCAGGCAUGGGUGACCGGGCCACAAAAGGUCUGCAGGGACCCUUGCAGGACCUGCUGACAGCUGCUCCAGCUUCAUCCUUAUUCCCCUUAUUUCUCAAGCUUUGAUCAUCCUUUCGGACCCUGGGGUGUCUCAACUGGGUCCUUGCUUCCCAGGCUCCACCAAGGGACAUCCUGUGGAUCUUAGGAAGUCCUUGGGUGCUUAGAGGCUCCUGGGGAAGUUGUAAACCAUGAUAGCACAUUCUCAGAAGCCCCACCUUCCAGACUCAGGCCUCUAAUGUAGCAGUCUCCCUAUACCCUGACUGUUGAACCUAGGGACACGGCUCUCAUGGGCUCCCUACAGCAUUGCUGCUGCCAGCUGCCAAAGAUGGGUGACACCUGGGCCCAGCUUCCCUGGCCCGGGCCUCCCCACUCAGCCUUGUUGCUGGCCUUACUCCUCUUGGCAACUGGGGUUAUGCACUCUGAUGCCGGUACCAGUUGCCCAGUCCUUUGUACAUGCCAUAACCAAGUAGUAGACUGCAGCAGCCAGCGGCUGUUCUCUGUACCCCCAGACCUGCCAAUGGACACCCGCAACCUCAGCCUGGCCCACAACCGCAUUGCAGCGGUGCCGCCGGGCUAUCUUACCUGCUACAUGGAGCUCCGUGUGCUGGAUCUGCGCAACAACUCCUUGUUGGAGCUGCCCCAAGGCCUCUUUCUCCAUGCCAAGCGCUUAGCACACCUGGAUCUGAGCUAUAACAACCUCAGCCAUGUGCCAGCUGACAUGUUCCGGGAGGCUCAUGGACUGGUCCAUAUAGACUUGAGCCACAACCCCUGGCUGCGGAGGGUGCACCCCCAAGCCUUCCAGGGCCUCGUGCAUCUCAGAGACCUGGACCUCAGCUACGGUGGACUGGCUUUCCUGAGUCUUGAAGCCCUUGAGGGCCUCCCAGGGUUGGUGACCCUGCAGAUCGGGGGUAACCCAUGGGUGUGCGGCUGCACCAUGGAGCCCUUACUGAAGUGGCUGCGGAAUCGGAUACAGCGCUGUACAGCGGAUUCUCAGCUGGCUGAAUGUCGGGGCCCCCCCGAAGUUGAGGGUGCCCCUCUCUUCUCACUCACUGAAGAGAGCUUUAAGGCCUGCCACCUGACUCUGACCCUGGAUGAUUACCUCUUCAUCGCAUUUGUGGGCUUUGUGGUCUCCAUCGCUUCUGUGGCCACCAACUUCCUCCUGGGCAUCACAGCCAACUGCUGUCACCGUUGGAGCAAGGCCAGUGAAGAAGAAGAGAUUUGACACAGGUGCCUCUCAUCUCUCCAUGCUGCUGCCACUGCUGUUGACCACUGGACACUUUGGGUCAUAUACCCUGGCCACCUCCAUCAUAGCUCAAAUGAGGUUGGAAAGCUAACUUUGUGUGAGCAUCUAUCCACCUUGGGCCUGGCACUGUGCUAGCAACUGGGAAUGAAAGACAAAUCCAGCUCCUUCCCUUGAGGUACUUACUUUUAAUAAAAGAAAGCAAUUCCAAAACAUCCUUUUAUGACAAAAUGCCAAUGCUCUGAGCACAGUGUUAGGGAAGCCCAGAGAAGGGUCCAUCAACUGUGCCUCAAAAAGUCCAAGAAUUGCAGGAAUAGUCUGCUAAGUAGAUAAAGAAAUAUUAACACAGCAAAUGACAGGACAUACCAGGCAGGGUAUGUUGGGGGCAGCACACUAUUCCCUGUGGCCUGAGUGUGUAGAGGAGAUACAUGAAAAAGCAAAACCUUCCCUCUGACACCCAAUUUUUCAGUCCCCUCUGCUACCUGCCAUUGCACUCCAGAAGUGAGAUGGCCCCCAUACCUGUUUCUUGACCUCCUCCCACUAGCAACUGUGGGGUGAAAUGAACUCCCACUGACUUCCCUACACUGCCCCCAAUUGCAGCCUGUAGGUGAGGUCCCAGACAAUGGGCUGAGGGUAAUCACCCUCAUCACCCUCCCUUCUAUCCCUAUCUCUGCCUCUGAGUCAAGACCUGUCUUCACAGAGAAAGCAGAAGGCCCCACAAGGAGGGAAGCAAAAGUCUUAGCACCCUGAGACCCCAAUUGUGUGAUUGUUCUUUCCACCAAAGGAACCCACCAGGAAAGUGCAAUGUAGGGCUCAGAUCCUAGCAGGUCAGUACCCAGGGCAGGAGGACAAAGCCACCACAUUCACAGCCAUGGGACCGUAUGUCUUUUCUUCUAAGCAACUCAUUCAUUUGAGCAUAAAGGAGAACUAUUAAUUACUGAUUCUUGCUAGUGUUGGGCAGUGUGAUAAGUUCCCUCCUCCCCAGUUUCUUUUCAGACAUACACCAGCCCACUCAGGGGGAUUUAUUGUUCCCAUUUUGCAAAUGAGGUCAUCAGGCUCAGAAAGGAUAAGGCAGCAUGCUAUGUCAUGAUCAAAAUACAAUCAGUAUUCUUCAUCACAAUUCCUUCCCAAGCUAUAUAAAUUCAAACUUGAGCUAUGCUAAUGAAGUUGCUGAUAAGGCCCAGGCACUCCUCUGGGCAUGGUUAUAUUUUCUGACUCAUCUCUUCUCAUUCUCACUGCCAGAUAGUUUUUACUGUCCUUGCUUUGCAGCUGAAUUCAUUGUAGAGAGCUGGGCUACUUAUCCAAGUUAUCUGGAUAAAUAAACAAAUAUGACAGUUGAGUCCAUUGAGGAAAUCUGUAUCUAAUCAGUCAGAAACUGAGGACUCUGUGGAAACAUGGUUAUUACUAUCUUUGUGGUCAUCUUCAUCUUCCUCAUCUAUGUCAUCAGCUUCAUUGAAAUCCUCCCUGUCUCCUUGGGCACUGGAAAAUCCAGGGAGCUUCUUCUGCAUUCCUGUCCUUGACUUCUCACUGCCCUGUGUGAGAAACAAAUCAAAACACUAUUUACAGAUGGGAAAGUCGAGGCUUAAGAUUGAGUAUGGCUUCAUCCUAACACUGAACUCAGUUCUGCCUUGGUUCUCUUUCCAGUACUUCCUCGAGCAUUUGGAGGAAGAGAAUGUCCUGGAAGCCCGCAUAGCGGAGUCCUAGAACUCAACAGUCAUUAAUACAGUAAUACAAAAAUCAAUAAAAGGCAGUAAAGCCCAACUGUGCCCAGAUCGUGCUCACAGUGGGGCCAUGCUCGCCUCUAAAACAUAGAGACUGUACAAGUGACACCUAAACGAAAGAUACCUUCUCAAAUGUAUGAGUCCAUCAUUAGAACUGGUGGCCGUGUUGACAGUCAUUUUUUAAUCAGAUCUUGGAAAGCAAGAGAUGUAGCUCCUACUGUGUAUUGUAUUACAAGAGAAACUGAGGGAUCUGAGAAAAAUGAUAGGUGAGAUCCUCUGUAGAAGAUGGGGAGACUUAAGGCAUGGUAUUGUUGGCAAGGCUUGCUUGUGUAAGAAUGAAAGAAGAGCUCUUAUCUUGACUCCAACCCUAGCAAGCAUUUAUCAUCCAUCCCCUAAGUAGCCCUAAAAUGCAUGAAAGAGGAGAUUAUGUCAUCAUCCAACUCACCUACAUUGAUCUAAUCAACCACAACAGUCCCCGGAAGCUUUUGCCCUCACUCUUGCUUGUACUGUCUGUUCCUAUAAAAUAUAGCAUAGAAUUAUACCCUGCUCUUCCCAACCACCCAACUGUGGCCAACAAUGGUGGGACUCCAGCUAUCAUCCACCAGUUAAGCUUAUCACCUAUGGUGUUUUGGAAAGGAACCUUUAGAAAUAGUAUUCCUGAUUUUAAAAAAAUCAUUUAACCUUCCAUAGAGGAACACCAUGCUCACUUACAGUAAUCUCCUGGACACUUAACUUUUCCUGAAUUAUAGUUAACAUAUUUUAAUAUAUACUACUCUGUUUUGCAUAAAAUUAGAAUUAGACAAAACACCAAAUGCCUCUUGAGAUCAAGUGUCCUUUUGAGUGGCACAAUUUGAUCUCUAUUAAUGGCAGACUUCUAAACAAGAUAUAUCAAGAAAAUGUUUCUCCAGCUUCUAGAAGGUACUAAGGUACAAAAAGGGAAACAUCCACUACCACCACCAUCCUGUUCAGGCUGUCAGAACUAAGUGUCUAAAAAUAAUAUACAAAUCCUUUACACAAGUGUUUGCAUAUCCUGUAACCACAGACGGUAUUAUGAUGUUCCCAUGAAGUUUCAUCUAGUUUUUUCCACACUAUCUAACAUGCAUAUGACGGGGCUUUUGUUUGUGUGUAUGUGUAUUUGUGGUCCAUUUAUGUUGGUUAUCUGCUGACUUGGAGAACAUUCUCUAGGAACUUCAUUUCAGUUCUCUGACACAAGCCACUCAGCUAUCAGGUUGAUAUACAAAUAUGGACCCUACCUGGUUGUCUGGCUGCACAGAAAUAUGAAAAGAUCCAAUACUGUAAUUGAGACAAUGUAAUGAAAACCUGGUUCCUCCCAUCUUCCCUCUGUAUUCCUCUAUCUCCUAAAGUCUCAUCCCCUUCACAGAAGUUUCCUUGAUCCUGUAUCUGAAGAUCUUAUCAGAUCAUAACUAACCAAUAAGAUUAUGGUGGUCAAGGUCUGGACAAUAAAAUUAUUCUUUAGAAAAGGCCCCAUGCCUGCAUCACACCAUUCUGGACCAUGUACUUCUGAUUUUCCUCAAGACACCACCUCCUUUUCCAUUCUCACCAGGAUUCCCAUGGAUACUUGAAGAAAUAGGUUGCCCAGAAAUGCUAUAGAGUCUUUGUGUUUCAGUUAAGGGUUUGGUGUAAUGGAUUUAAAGAGCUCAGUACAUGUAUUUCACUCUAACCUUUGGGUAAAGCCAACAACUCCAUUUUCUCAAUAGACACAUUUGCUGUCAUUCUUUUCAGUUGUAGAAAAGCACAAGGAAAUACCUUUAUCCAUUCCUCAAAGGAACAGCUUCCUCAAAGCUAGCGAACCUUGUCUGAUUUUGCGUACCAGGAAGGAGGCAAAGGGAAGUAAGGGAGGCAAGACCCACGGGCCUUAUAUAAAGCACAGUGCUGGCCAGGGGCUAGGUCCAUAAACCUCUCAGUUUUCCUAAGCCCUGGAGUCUGAUGGUGGGAGGGUUAGGGAGGAGUAGGGAAGAUGCCAACCUUUGUAUGGAAAUUAUUUUAUAACCAUGCACUUUUGUAACUGUGAAGAAUUUUUCAUAAAUGUACAUUAAUAAUAAAAGUGUAUAGUUUAA